UCAGCGUCCCUGAAAGUGUUAGCACCACCCCUCAGGGGCUUGGCGGCCUUCCAUUGGCCAGCCGGUGUUGAGGUGUCCUAUUUCCCAUUGGGGGCCGUGAACGCACCGAGGAAUGCAUUCCUAUGGGAUUUAACGGAUGAGCUAAAGUUGAUAAAACUUGUUGUUUCCUCCUCAAAACUUUUAUUUGAGCAAUUAAGUUGAUCAACAAAGUUUUCCCUCAACGCGGACUCCAUUUCGGGACCGAGUUGAACCGCACGUUUGAGUUAUGUCUCGAACAAUGUCCGCUUCGACUAAAGAAGGCGGCGAGGUGUCGGAGACCCGCAGGGCGGUGUGUAAGGUGUGCAGAGGUUUGUACCGGGAGCCCAGAAUCCUGCCGUGUUUGCACACCUUCUGCCUGGACUGCAUCGGCAAGCUGGAGCCCUUCUCGGGGGGCGCUCCAAGUCGUCACCGGGGCGGCCCGAAUGACGACCACGGCGGCGGGGCGGAGAGAGCCGAGAAAGGCAGCGUGACGGUGCUCUGCCCCCAGUGUGACUCCGAGGUGCAGCUUCCGCCGUCGGGGCCGGCCGGGCUGAGCACGGACCACCUGGCGCUGGACGAGGUUUUCCUGGAGACUCUGGUGAACGACGGCCCGCUGGGGUGCGACCUGUGCGGCGAGACCGGUGCCGAGAGCCGCUGUGACGUCUGCUGCGUCAACUUGUGCGAGUUCUGUUAUCAAGCGCACAGGCGUCAGAAGCGCACAGCGUCUCACUCCAUUCAGCGAUUGGAGGAUCUCAAGUCUCGGGGCGGUCUCUGUCGUCCCGUCUUGUGCUCCUUACAUCCCGGCCAGGAGCUCCGCCUCUUCUGCCAGCCGUGUGACCUUCCCGUCUGCCCCGAAUGCGCCGCCACGCUGCACUGCGAGCACCGCUGCAGCCCCGCCCACGAGGUCGUCGACCGCCACGGAGACCGCAUCAGGGCGCUGGUCAGCGACAGCCUGCGGCCUCGCCUGGAGCUUCUGGAGCAGACCCUGCAGAAGGUGGAUCUUUCCCAGGAGGCUUUGCAGGAAAGAUUUGAAGCGACAGCCAAUGAGGUGAAAGCGUUCGCACGAGGAUACGCCCACGCAGUGGAAACUCACUGCCUGUCUCUGAUGCGCCGCCUAGAGGAGCUCCGCCUACAACACAGGAACCAGCUGCUGCUGCAGAGAGCCCAGUGUCAGCAGGCGCUGUGUGACGUGCGUGGAGGCGUGGCCUUUGCUGAGAAGUUGCUGAGUCGUGGUUCUCACGCCGAGAUCCUCAGCGCCAAGAACGUGACUUUGAGGAGGCUGAGCUUCCUGGCGGAACCGAGCCGAGACCCUCAGCUGGCGGCGCUGGUCCUGGACGACGGCGGCGGCAUCCGCUUCGACGGCCGGGAGGCGGCGGGGGAGGCGGGGGGCUUCCCUCUGGUGGGCGUGGUCCACCACACGAUGGCGGACCCUCACAAGUGCCGCGUGGAAGGAGAAGGCCUCCAGCAGGUCUGGGAGGGCCAGCAGGGGGACUUUAAGCUGCUGUGCUGCGACGCGGUCGGCCAGACCGUGGCGCGAGGAGGCGACCACGUCCUGGUCAGCAUCCUGCACCGGGACAAGAAGAACUGCACGGUGGACGCCCGCGUGCUGGACAACGAGGACGGCUCCUACACCGUGUCCUACACGCCGCAGGAGGCGGGGCUCUACUCCGUGUGGGUGUGUGUGCGAGCGCAACACGUGAAGGGUUCUCCCUUCCUGCUGAGCGUGCAGAAGAAGCUGCGGCGUCACGCUGGCACCUUCCACUGCUGCUCCUUCUGCUCCAGCCAAGGAGCCAAGGAGGCUCGCUGUGCUUGUCCAGGGACUAUGCCAGGAGGGUUCCAAGGGUGUGGCCACAGUCACAAAGGGCAUCCUGGGAAGCCGCACUGGUCCUGCUGCGGAAACACCGUCGAGAAGUCCGAGUGUUUGCCCGCUAGCGUCCUCAACGCCGUCUCUGCCGGCAGCCGCCUGAAAACCGUCGAGCUCUGAGAGGACAAAGGGAUUGUGUUGGUCCCGAGCAGGAAGUAAAACCUCACCUUUUGGAGGUAAAAAUGUACCGUAUUUUUUGGAGUGUAAGUAUAAGUCGCACUGGCCGAAAAUGCAUAAUAAAGAAGGGAAAAAACAUAUAUAAGUCGCACUGGAGUAUAAGUCGCAUUUUUGGGGGAAAUGUAUUUGAUAAAAGCCAACACCAAGAAUAGACAUUUGAAAGGCAAUUUAAAAUAAAUAAAGAAUAGUGAACAACAGGCUGAAUAAGUGUACGUUAUAUGAGGCAUAAAUAACCAACUGAGAACGUGCCUGGUAUGUUAACUUGCCAACCCUCCCGGAUUUUCCGGGAGACUCCCGAAAUUCAGCGCCUCUCCCGAAAACCUCCCGGAUAGCCUCCGGGGGACAAAUUUUCUCCCGAAAUUCAGGCGGAGCUGGAGGCCACGCCCCCUCCAGCUCCAUGCGAACCUGAGUCCGCUUUCCCACAAUAUAAACAGCGUGCCUGCCCAAUCACGUUAUAACUGUAGAAUGAUGGAGGGCGAGUUCUUGGUUUCUUACGUGGGUUUAUUGUUAGGCAGUUUCAUUAACGUCCUCCCAGCGCGGCAACAACACACAACAACAGCAGUCACGUUUUUGUCUACCGUAAAGCAGUUCGUCUGCCGUAAACAGCAAUGUUGUGACACUCUUAAACAAGACAAUACUGCCAUCUAUAACAUCAAUAACAUAUAGGGCUUUUAGAGAGUGCAGUGCACAACUGUGCACACAACAAGGAGACGAAGCAGAAGAACGAGGAAGAUACAGCCACGGCGACGCCGACGACGAGUAAGAUGAAAAAAUACGCUGUGUUGCACCUUUCCUGCUUCUUGCUCCCAGGGGAGACACUUCUCCAGGGCCGAUGUAUGCUCGGGGCAACACCCUUCACCUUACCCGGCAGUGGGUCUCCACAGCGGACGACUUUAGGGUGAAUGAUGAGUCCGGCGAUUAGUUGCAAAUCUUGCUUUAUUGAUUGCUUGCACACAGUCAAUCCAACACAAAACAAACUAGUCACCGCCCGCACUCACGCUACCGCUCCCUCUCUUCUCUCGCCCACACACUCACUGACGUCACUCACCUCACAUGCUCACCUAUUAAAGGGCCACACACACACACGCAUACGCUACUCUCAUAACAGCUUGUAAGUUCCAAGCCGCAGCCGCGAUUGGACCUGGAUAGCCUCCGGGAAGAAGUAGUGGACUACCAAGUGCUUGGCAGUGAAGAUCUUCCUCAGGAAGCAAAGAUUGACCGGUUUUGGGCCAUGCUAGGGAGAGAUGGAAGAUUCCAGACUCUUUCGUGCGUGCCA
Nerophis lumbriciformis (worm pipefish) is the source of this 3335-nucleotide messenger RNA. RefSeq names its product tripartite motif containing 45 (gene trim45). Lineage: Eukaryota; Metazoa; Chordata; Actinopteri; Syngnathiformes; Syngnathidae. The record is from RefSeq and is a predicted model, not a curated record. Gene Ontology annotation, cellular component: nucleoplasm. Gene Ontology annotation, molecular function: ubiquitin protein ligase activity; protein binding; zinc ion binding.